Molecule: messenger RNA, 1404 nt
Organism: Microthlaspi erraticum
Lineage: Eukaryota; Viridiplantae; Streptophyta; Magnoliopsida; Brassicales; Brassicaceae
Source: the annotation of a GenBank genome assembly
AUGGAUCUUUCAACACUUCCAAUUUUGAGACAGGCUUCAGAUUCUCCAGACAAGAAUGGAUCCUCCGACCCGGAAACAAUGAACCGGAUUGUAGUUCUUGAACCGGACAAGAUCAAAGAGCUAAAGAAAUGGGCUCCAGGGAUGUGGCGGUUUCCUACAAAUCCGGACCUUUGCUGCAUCUACAGAGUCCCAAACUGUCUACGUCAAGUCCAUCCAGAAGCAUACACUCCCGAGCUAGUCAUCAUCGGCCCUCUUCACCACUGUAUAAAAUCUCAAGCUCUCAAGGCUCUUGGAGAUAGCACAUGCACAAAGUCAAUGGGCUACGUAAACGUGGAGGAGCACAAGAAAAUCUACCUCUCGGCGUUCGCAAAAAGAUUCGAAGGCAAAAACGUCAUCGAUGGUUUCAAGAAAACAAUCCAAGAAGAUGAAGCAAUCAUCAGAGCAUGCUACUCUGAAUCAACGGCCUGGAUUGGAUCUCAAGAGUUUGUGGAGAUGAUCUUGCACGACUCAGUUUUCAUCAUAGAGCUCAUGUUGAGGUUUUCUUUGAUAGGACCAGAGAAGAUCGGUGACCCUCUCAUGGACGAGCCUUGUCUUGAAUACACAAUCAAGAGAGAUCUCAUGCUGCUCGAGAACCAGCUUCCUUACUUCAUCCUCGAGAAACUCUUCGAUCCAAUCAUUCCAAUACUCCGACCAAACGAGACGCUACGUAAACUCGUGAUAAGCCACUUUGAGUUGGAGACGAGGAAGAAGAAAGUCAAAGACGACUCAAAGUUCAGACAUUUCACUGAUCUCUUCAGGUGUGUCCGCGUGGAGACACUUCCUGAGCAUGGCUUAGGGUCAGACGAUUUCAUGGACCACAUGCAUAACGCGGAUAAGCUAUACGGUAAUGGGAUCAAUUUCAAGGUCGUGGAAGAAGAAGAGUUGUCCGUGGAGGUGACGUUCAAGAAUGGUUGUUUGGAGAUACCAUGUUUCAAGGCUGAUGAUGAAGUGGAGGUAACACUUAGGAACAUAAUGGCUCUUGAACAAUGUCAUUACCCUUUCAAUGCUUACGUCUGUAGUUAUGUCAUGUUCUUGGAUUUCCUUGUCGACACUGAUAAAGACGUAGACUUGCUCGUUGAGAAAGGGAUAAUAAAGAAUUGGAUAGGGCACCAAGGUUUGGUGGCUAAGAUGGUGAACAAGCUUUGUUUGGGAGUCGUGGACCAUGGCUCAUACUAUUCUGAGUUGGUGGAUGAAGUCAACGAUCGCUACAAGAACCAAUUUUAUAGAACAUUUGGGAUCCUCAGGCGGGUCUAUUUCAACAACCUGUGGAAAGGGACUGCGACCGUAGCUGCUAUCUGUAUAUUGAUCAUGACUCUUAUCCAGACGGUCGCUUCGCUCAUUGAUAUUACGCAGAAGAAAGACUGA